CGCAGCGGGAGAUGACGUAGGAGGACGUGCUCGCUAUAUGAGGUUGGGGAGCGGCAGAGUCGGCCUUUUCCGCCCGCUCCCCCCUCCCCCCGAGCGCCGCUCCGGCAGCACCGCGCUCGCUCUGAGCUCCGUGCUCCUAAGCCAGUGCCACCGUUGUCUCCCUCCAGUCGCCAUCAUGAUCAUCUACCGGGACCUCAUCAGCCAUGAUGAGAUGUUCUCCGACAUCUACAAGAUCCGGGAGGUCGCGGACGGGCUGUGUCUGGAGGUGGAGGGGAAGAUGGUCAGUAGGACAGAGGGUAACAUUGAUGACUCGCUCAUUGGUGGAAAUGCCUCCGCUGAAGGCCCCGAGGGCGAAGGUACCGAAGGCACAGUAGUCACUGGUGUGGAUAUUGUCAUGAACCAUCACUUGCAGGAAACCAGCUUCACAAAAGAAGCCUACAAGAAGUACAUCAAAGAUUACAUGAAGUCAAUCAAAGGGAAGCUUGAAGAACAGAGACCAGAAAGAGUAAAACCUUUUAUGACAGGGGCUGCAGAACAAAUCAAGCAUAUCCUUGCUAAUUUCAAAAACUAUCAGUUCUUUAUUGGUGAAAACAUGAAUCCAGAUGGCAUGGUUGCUCUGCUGGACUACCGCGAGGAUGGUGUGACCCCGUAUAUGAUUUUCUUUAAGGAUGGUCUAGAAAUGGAAAAAUGUUGACAGCUUUGGCUGUUUGGAUCUGUCACCUGCUCGUCAUAACUGGCUUGGCUGCUGCUGUUCGUCCACACAACACCAGGACUUAGACAGAUGGGACUGAUGGCAUCUUGAGCUCUUCGUUUUGAUGUUGAUUUGUUUGGAGCGGAGGCAUUGAUUUGAGGAAAAAAAAAAAAACAUGUCAUGUAGGUUGUCUAAAAAUAAAAUGCAUUUAAACUCAAUUGAGAGAAUGCCUCUUAGUUUAAUAUGUAAUAUCUAAAUCCAUCCUGUGUAGCCUUCCUGGAGAAGCUAGAGCCUGGUUGUAGACCACCACUAGAAAACAUAAGAGCAUCUUCAGAUAACUUCUGCAAUGAAAACCACUUCCGGGACUUGGAAUAUAAACAAGAAUCAACAGUAAUUGGUUGAAAUAAAGGGAAAGACCAUGCUCAUAGCAGUGCCAGCAUUUGAAGUGGAUGUCUUACACAUUUCAUCACCUACAAAUGGAAGUAGUGAACUCUGGAAGAAAUUACCAAAAGAAUAAAACGAGACUUAACACA
Balaenoptera musculus (blue whale) is the source of this 1224-nucleotide messenger RNA. It is a transcript of the gene TPT1, whose product is annotated as tumor protein, translationally-controlled 1. The transcript has 6 exons. Bases 38 to 694 code for a protein of 218 amino acids. The record is from RefSeq and is a predicted model, not a curated record. Gene Ontology annotation, molecular function: calcium ion binding. NCBI's taxonomy places the organism in Eukaryota, Metazoa, Chordata, Mammalia, Artiodactyla, Balaenopteridae. Gene Ontology annotation, cellular component: cytoplasm.